This is a messenger RNA of Sinocyclocheilus grahami, 2231 nucleotides long. RefSeq names its product palmitoyltransferase ZDHHC3-like. The coding region runs from base 17 to 940 and encodes 307 amino acids. The transcript is spliced from 9 exons. Gene Ontology annotation, molecular function: palmitoyltransferase activity. The record is from RefSeq and is a predicted model, not a curated record. NCBI's taxonomy places the organism in Eukaryota, Metazoa, Chordata, Actinopteri, Cypriniformes, Cyprinidae.
GACAGCAGAUGGAAAGAUGGCUGCGUUUCGCUGUCGGCGAGACCCGUGCGGCUUUAUUUGUCUCAUUUUAACUUAUUUCAGCGUCUUUUACGCCGACUAUGUUGUGAUUCAGUAUGUCCUGAUCCCCGCGUAUUCUGGAAGUGUAUGGUGCACUCUCCAUGGAUCUGUGUUUAAUAUUAUUCUAGUGCUAUUGCUGGCUUGCCAUUCGAAAGCAGUGUUCUCUGAUCCUGGUAUGGUUCCUCUAUCUGAGACAGACAUUGAUUUCUCUGACUUGAGGUCCCAGUCCAACCGUCUAAAUGACAGAAUGAGUGUUGCUGAUCUGUCUUCUCCUGUAAUGGGCUGUGAGGGCUGGACAGUGUGCAGUCGCUGUGAGACAUAUCGGCCUCCUCGUGCCCAUCACUGCAGAGUUUGUCAGCGCUGCAUCAGGAGAAUGGACCAUCACUGCCCGUGGAUCAAUAACUGUGUUGGAGAGCUCAAUCAGAAAUACUUCAUUCAGUUCCUCUUCUACACAGGCAUGGCCAGCUUGUAUUCCAUGGCGCUGGUGGUGUCAGCAUGGGUGUGGAGAAUAAGGAGUGAAAUAGAGGGAGAUGGAGAUGAAGAAGAAGAAGCUCCCAGCAAACAUCUCAUUGUGGCACAUUAUCUCAUUCUGCUGGUGGAGUCAAUACUUUUUGGAGUUUUUGUCUUGGUGAUAUUUUAUGAUCAGCUGGUGUCCAUUAUAACAGAUGAGAUGCCCAUUGAACAGACGAGGAACAGACCAAUGAAAGACAAACCCAACAACACCCACCCGACACACAUUACACACACAAGAAAGCCAAAAAUGGCUUUGCUGAGGGAGGUUUUUGGACGUGGUUCUAUAAUAUGUUGGUUGUUCCCGCUCCAUUCCUCCCCUCCUUCUGUUGGCGGCAUCAGUUAUUCAGCACUUCCUGAUUACAAUGUGUAACACUGAACGUUUCAUCAGUAUCGCAUCGUGUUUGGAACACUGAAUAUUACGUUACUAAGGUGCAAAUUUCAGCUAUGAUGAAGGAGAAGGGCUGCUGUGUGAGAGUUUUUGUAUACUGACUUCUGCUUACUGUUUCUCACACAGUCUUGUAACUAUAGGGCUGGGUAUCGUUCAAACAUUAUCAAUACCGAUACCUUGACUUCGAUAUGCGAUUUCGACAGUAUGUGAUUUGCAUUAGAUUUUUAUAACAAUACAGUGUGAUUUUUACAUGAAAAAUGCUAAGCAGGUGAGGCGAUUAGCUUGAUAUAAAAGGCUACAAAUAAAAUAUUUCUGCCACAUUAUAUGACCAAAACCCUCAUUAGAUCGCAAUCGGAAGUUAUUAAAAAAUAAUUGAUGGUGGUUUAAAGUGAGUUUUGAGUAAAAGCAUAGUAUCAAUUUUAUAAAUUGUCUUAUGUAGCAUGAUGCUACAGUGUGUAUGAAUGGUCAUGUAACGUGUUUUCCUUGAUGCCUCGCCAGAGCCAAUCACUGAUUUAGGCACAUAAAGCAUGCUGCAUGCUUAUUAGUUCACUGACUUUGAUGAGAUUAACCCCUUAGGUAUCGAAAUUUGGUAACGAACGACAAGACACCCAGCCCUACUUGUAACAAUAUUCUGUUACAAGAUACUUCCGAGUAUGGGACACCAUAUUUGGUCACACGUCACUUUACAAGAUACUUCUACAAACCUGGAUCUUUUUCCUUUCUCUGUUCAUCUCAAUUAUUUCUCUUCAUACAGCUAACCCAGGACAUUGAUUUGGAUUUUUAAAUGUAAUAUUAACUCUUGAGUAUUAGUGGAUUUUCUAGUAUACAUUUACUUGUAUACUAGUAACCAGCAUGCAUUUUGUUGCUUAACCAUUGAUUGGCAUACACCGGGAUGUGAGCACACACUCACAAGGUCAGGUAAAUGCAAUAGGACACAUUCAUUGUGUGUUUAAGCACAUGGACUGUACUCCAUUUGACAAGGAUUGUAAAUUCAAUACAAAAAUAAGUAUUGCAUUUUCAGGGUGCUGGACUACUUUUGUUGAAGUGCUUGUUUUUGUUUUGUUUGAUAUAUUAAUGUUUUUGCUGUUUUGGGGACAGCUUGAGGGUUGUGUGUACAUAACAGAUGAACAUGUAUACUGAUAAUGUUUACAUUGAUAUUUAUUGUAAUUUAUCUGGAUUUUGUUUGUCUAAAUGCUGCUCAGACUUAUGUGAAGUAAAAGACAUCUUUUCAUAUUCUGGCUUUUUCGCUUGAAAAUUACAAGUUUGAGUGGAA